CUUUGCCCACCCAAGUCUCGGCCAAUCCCCCGUAGUGGGUAUGUGCCGUGGGUCAAGAGGAAAACAACAACAGCAACAACGGCCUCCCGAGCCAUGGUGUCUGCUUUAUGGCAGUGUGUGUUGCAAGCCACUAUGGCGUAGGCCUUGGAGAGUGCGUUGUCGCGCUUCCGCCUCACCGGCCAUGAACAUAGAAGUUGAAGACCCGAUGGUGGCCCCUGCGGAUGACUGUCGCCUAGUGCUGGAUUCGUCACUGAACACUGCCAAAGCGGCUUCAGCACUGACAGUCUGUGUAGACAAUCCAGGGGUCCACUUUAAAAGGUUCUGCCGGUGCGGUCUCCAAAGGCCAGCCUUCCUGGAUUUGGAAAUAGGUGAUCCUGGCUUCAUCCAGGAGCUACACACCAAGAAACGCAACCAGAAGCUGAUGGUCCUCAUUCUUACAGUGGCCUGCAUUGUAAACCUGGCUGUCACAGGCAUUGGCAUAGCCUACUUGCGGCUGCACUUUGCACAGGAGGACAUCCUGUCCAUCGAUGAAGUGUCACCGGAUGCUCGACGGGACAAGGAGGAAGCUGCCAGUUUGUACAGCCACAUCAAAGCCAUGAUCAAAAGAAGAGUCAAGGCACCUACAAGUGCAAAGCAAACAUCAGCAACACCAGGCUAUAGGCCAAAGCACAGGCAAAGAACGCGGUGGACAUCCCGCUUCCACUUCCCGAACCUUCCAUGGUUCAAAAGUGUCACCACAAGCAUGGCACCCAAGAUCUUCAAGGCACCUUCUGGCUACUCUUUGACAUGAGCUGUCAGGUGGCUUGCCCUUGGAACUGUACAAAGCCAGCUGAAAAUGGCUGAAAUGAGAAGUGAGUGCCAUUACAUGGCACUUGGGCUAAACAAUUAGCCCAUUGCUGCUGUAUCAACCUUAUGCAUCCCACGUUGUGCUACAUUAGUACAGACUCUUGCAAAGUGUCAUGUGGGGCUGCAAAA
Dermacentor silvarum is the source of this 975-nucleotide messenger RNA. RefSeq lists its product as uncharacterized. The transcript has 4 exons. Bases 41 to 790 code for a protein of 249 amino acids. The record is from RefSeq and is a predicted model, not a curated record. NCBI's taxonomy places the organism in Eukaryota, Metazoa, Arthropoda, Arachnida, Ixodida, Ixodidae.